Messenger RNA from Pangasianodon hypophthalmus (striped catfish), 3534 nucleotides. It is a transcript of the gene hcls1, whose product is annotated as hematopoietic cell-specific Lyn substrate 1. Gene Ontology annotation, biological process: regulation of actin filament polymerization. Gene Ontology annotation, molecular function: actin filament binding. The transcript is spliced from 18 exons. The record is from RefSeq and is a predicted model, not a curated record. Lineage: Eukaryota; Metazoa; Chordata; Actinopteri; Siluriformes; Pangasiidae. Gene Ontology annotation, cellular component: site of polarized growth; cortical actin cytoskeleton; actin filament. The coding region runs from base 149 to 1876 and encodes 575 amino acids.
CUCUCUCUCUUCCUAUGUGAACGCACAUCGUGCCUGAGCACAACUUCACCGACUGCAACUUUUUCUCUCUCUCUCUCUCUCUGUCUCUCUUCCAGUUUUAUUAUUUGUUUUUAUUCUAUUCACAUUUUUUCUUCAACGCAACCACAACAUGUGGAAAUCUGUGGUGGGUCACAAUGUGAAUGUGAAGGUGCAGUCUGAGGGAGACGACUGGGAAACAGAUCCAGAUUUUGAGAAUGAUGUUUCGGAGCAGGAACAGAGGUGGGGAUCAAAAACCAUCGAAGGAUCAGGACGCAAAGAGCACAUCAGUGUGGCUGAGCUCAGACAGAAGGUGUCUAAGGAGCAUGAAGUCGUGAAGAAGAAGGAGCAGGAGGAAGGUCCGAAAGCUUCGUAUGGAUACGGCGGCAAAUUCGGCGUGGAGAAAGACAGGAUGGAUAAGGAUGCAGUGGGGCACAGCUAUGUAGCACAAGUGACUCAGCACUCGUCCCAAACAGACGCAUCGAAGGGUUUUGGAGGGAAAUUCGGCGUACAGAAGGACCGUGUAGACCAGUCGGCUUUGGGUUAUGGGUAUAAAGGAGAAGUUGAGCAACACGCCUCUCAGAAAGAUUACUCUAAAGGCUUUGGAGGGAAGUUUGGAGUGCAGAAGGAGAGAGUGGAUAAAGCGGCUCUGGGUUACGAUUAUAAAGGAGAAACUGAGAAACACGAGUCGCAGAAAGAUUACUCUAAAGGCUUUGGAGGGAAGUUUGGAGUGCAGAAGGAGAGAGUGGAUAAAGCGGCUCUGGGUUACGAUUAUAAAGGAGAAACUGAGAAACACGAGUCACAGAAAGAUUACUCUAAAGGCUUUGGAGGGAAGUUUGGAGUGCAGAAGGAGAGAGUGGAUAAAGCGGCUCUGGGUUACGAUUAUAAAGGAGAAACUGAGAAACACGAGUCACAGAAAGACUAUGCUAAAGGUUUUGGAGGACGCUACGGUGUACAGGCCGACCGCAUGGAUAAGAGCGCAGCCUCCUUCAGUGAAAUGGAGUCUCCCACAUCGUCCUACGAGAAAACUCAAGCUCUCGAGGCCUCGAGCUCAGGAGCCGGAAACCUGAAGUCCCGCUUUGAGAACAUGGCAAAGACAGCGGAGGAGGAGAACAGGAAGCGAGCGGAGGAGGAGCGAGUGAGGAGACAAGCUCGAGAAAAGAGAGAAAAAGAGGAGGCACAGAAGAGACAAGAGGUGAAACGCUGUGAGUAUGAGGAGGAGCAACGGAGGCCUCCUGUCAUCCCUGAAGCUGUGAAACCGUCACAGGACUUUAGACCACUUCCUGAAAUUCCCAGAGACUCUCCUGAUCCUGUAACUCAGGUGGAUGAUGAGCAGCCUGAUAAUGACUACGACGAGCCGCCGUCACUGCCCCCCCGAUCUGAUGACCUGUUAGAGGAAGACAACUCUGCUCCUCCUCCUCUUCCUCACAGAGCCAUCGAUGAAGCAGACUACGAGGACCUCGACUCCACUCGUUACACCGCGGAAGACGACUCUACGCCUCCUCCUCUUCCUCACAGAGACAUCGAUGAAGGAGAGUACGAGGACCUCGAAUCAGCUCAUUACACCGGGCAAGACAACUCUGCUCCUCCUCCUCUUCCUCACAGAGACAUCGAUGAAGCAGACUACGAGGACCUCGACUCCGCUCAUUACACCGCUGCUGAGAAUGAUUAUGAAGAUAUAAACACCGGCAGCCAAUCAGCCCGGGCUCUGUACGACUAUCAGGGCGAGGCGGAUGACGAGCUCUCCUUCGUGCCUGAUGACAUCAUCACUAACAUCGAGAUGGUGGACGAGGGCUGGUGGAAGGGAAGCUGUAACGGCCGCUCAGGCCUUUUCCCAGCAUCCUUUGUGCAGCUCAUGUAGACAAAAUCCAAACCACCACCCUGUAUUUCUGCAUGAAUUACAUCUUUCUCUCUUGAUUUGUUCUGUUCCUGACCACAGGGUUGCCAGAUCUGCUGCAAUGAAAAAAGAAGUACACCUGCUGGUUUUAAUGCGUCGUGUAUCUGAUUUUAACCUCAUACAGUCGGUCAGGUGUAGUGGAGUGUGUGAUAUGCAGAUUAGACGUAAACAGGAAAUUUACAGUCCAAAACUAUUAUUAUUAUUAUUAUUAUUAUUAUUAUUAUUAUUAUUAUUAGUGCUUUAUUGACUCCAUCAACAUUCUCAGAGGUGCAAUAAAGUGCGUUCUGCGCACCAGGUGUGUGUCGAUGUUACAUUUUCAUAUCAUGAUACCUGCACAAUAUUUUAUCGCGGUUUACGAUGUUAUCAAAUCAGUGCAUUUUAUUUUUACUAUAUUUUCAAAAAUAUAUAUCAUUUUUGGUUUUUUAAACAGAAUUACAAGAUAGCCGGACAAAUAUAAUGUCAACAUAUUGCCUUUUAACUGGGGUGCGCUUUGUUUUUAGGAGUUGAAACGCAGCAUAAAGUAACUGUACGUGUUAAAUAUCACUAUAUUCUAUAACUGCUUAUUGUCUGUGUGGAAAAAAAUCUAGAUUUGGCAACACAACCCGAACAUCGCAGUGCAAUAACUCACUGUGUGUAGUGCUGUUGUAGUAAAACAAUCAGUGAUGAAGCAGCGUUACUGUUACAGCCCCUAAAACAGCACAGCUCCAUGUGAUUUAUUCUUCUCAUACCACAGCAAUCCAUUACAUUUUUUAUUUAUUAAGAACAGUGCAUCAUACUUUUUUAUCCAUUUAUAGUUACAGUUCCUGUUCUCACUUACGUACAGCAGCCUCUGUUGAAAUUAAUAGCUGUUGCUAUAGAAACGGUAAUGUAUCACAACGAGAGCUUUACUACUAUCAGAGCAGGAAAUGAAUCAACACCUUCUGACCAAUCAGAGUCCAGGAUUCAGCAACGUUGUGGUACGAUGACCUCUUCAAUAUUUAUCCAUCUGUCUGGAAACAUAUCAUGAUUACGCUACAUUUUUAAAACCAAUGAAUGUUUUAUUUAGUGUUUAUAAAAAAAAAAUAAUAACCCGGUUAAGAAUCUAUAAAUUUUUGAAUUCAUGCUAAUUACUCUCAGUCAUUUGUAGCUGAGUGAUGGACAACUCUGAAUCAAAAAAGGGCGGAGCUUAGGUCAAAUUCGAUCAGCCAAUCACAAACUCGGUGAUAUGACAUCACAACAAUGUGAGCUAGCAUGCUAAGAGAAAUUAACAUUAGUGAGGCUAACUAGCACUAACUAGCAUAGCUAAUGUAUUGUAUAAGUAAAUACUGUCAUUUAUGCUUCAUGUAGAGCUAUAAAGAAAGGCUAGUGAUGAUGUCAUGUUAAAUUUGUUUAACUUAAGCUCCACCCCCUUUUGACCCGUCACUCAGUAAAAUCAGGGACAUGUGGGUAAAGCUGUGCUUUAGAAGCAGUGAUGGUGUGUGUGAUAUGUGAUGGUUGAUAGAAGAGCUAUUGAAGCUGUUUUAUUUUUUAAUGCAAUAUUUCAUGUUGCUAGCUCGGGGUCGUGUUUCAGAUUAAAAGCAUUGUGUACAGUAAAAAUGUUUUACAUUUAUAUCAGAAAAUAAACUGAAGCUUUAUCAGCAAAA